Zychaea mexicana is the source of this 1069-nucleotide messenger RNA. RefSeq names its product ClpP/crotonase-like domain-containing protein. The record is from RefSeq and is a predicted model, not a curated record. Bases 95 to 910 code for a protein of 271 amino acids. NCBI's taxonomy places the organism in Eukaryota, Fungi, Mucoromycota, Mucoromycetes, Mucorales, Lichtheimiaceae. The transcript is spliced from 8 exons.
CGAAUUUCACAUGCAUAGUUGAAAAAGCUGGGGUAAUAAGGGGAAAGCGAGCCAAGGAAAACUGCAUAUUGUUCUUCCUCUUUUACAUAAUUAUAUGUUUUCUGAAAUGACCGCCGUACCAAAGCUUGAAACGAUCGAGAUUACUUUGUUCCCUUCGGGUGUUGCCGAGAUUGCCUUUAAUCGUCCGCAACGAUACAAUGCGCUCUCUCCUCAAGCAUACAGGGAUUGGCUUACUGCCUUCCAAUGGGCUGCACAAUGUGACGAUGUCAAGGUAACUGUUCUUACAGGUCGUGGCAAAUACUAUACUUCGGGACAACAGCUUGAAAUGCCAAACUUUGACGAUGACGAUCUCCCUGCUGAAAUGGAAAGACGCCGCAACACUACAAAGAAUGUGGUUUCGGAAAUGAUUCGUUUUCCAAAGGUUUUGAUCGGUGCAGUCAAUGGACCUGCUAUUGGAUUUGGAACCACCACAUUGGCUCUUUGUGAUGUAGUCUAUGCAGUACCCGAUGCUACUUUUAAUACCCCUUUCAUGAAGCUAGCUUUCUGUGCAGAGGGCUGCUCAUCUGUCCUAUUCCCACGCAUUAUGGGCUCUGCCAAGGCUAAUGAAAUGCUCUUGCUGGGCAAGGUUUUCACGGCUGAGGAAAUGGAAAGCUGCAACUUCCUCACACGGAUACUCCCCAAGGAAAACUUCCGUGAGCAGGUUCUCGCUAUUGCGGAAGAAACUGCCAAGUUCUCGGUGGAAGCCAUGAAGGUGACAAAGGGCUUGGUUCGUGGAAACGAUAUCGAGUUUCUUGAAAACGUCAAUAAGGUCGAGAUGGAAGCCUUGGCUGAGCGAAUGGCUAGUCCAGAUUCGUUAGAAAGCAUUUUACGCUUUGUUGAGGAAUCCAAGAAGAAAAAGAGCAAGUUGUGAAGAUAAUGUGUUAUUAUCAUAAGUUUCACAACACAUAUUUGUUAUUGUCCUUAAUAAUCCUACAAAUUUGAACCUGUUUUUGCUCGUUUUAUGUGAGCUAAUACUGAUCAAAUAAUUAGAAGCAAGUGUUCUUCUUAUACAUAUUGAUUGAUUCAUGAA